Messenger RNA from Trachemys scripta elegans, 3111 nucleotides. Its product is annotated as receptor-transporting protein 4-like. Lineage: Eukaryota; Metazoa; Chordata; Testudines; Emydidae. Gene Ontology annotation, biological process: protein insertion into membrane; protein targeting to membrane; detection of chemical stimulus involved in sensory perception of bitter taste. The transcript is spliced from 2 exons. Gene Ontology annotation, molecular function: olfactory receptor binding. The record is from RefSeq and is a predicted model, not a curated record. Bases 263 to 958 code for a protein of 231 amino acids.
GGGCUGAAUGUGGCCCAGGGGAAAUACCGUGGAGUUGAUCCCUGCGGGGAGGGCAGUCCUGCACACAAGCAGCACGUUAGUUCCCCUUUCAGUUUCGUUUCUCACAAGCCCUGAGCUUCGUUCCACACCCAGGUUCCUGUGUCAGUAGCAACCAGGCAAAGGAGCCCACCUGUGCAAGGCUGUUCCUCAGAGAGGGAGGGGACGGUUGCAGAGCCAGAGCCCCCCCCCCUUAAAUAAGUCACAUUCCUGGUUCAGACAAUAAAUGCUGCUGCUCAAGAGAGGUUGUAAAGGGGAAGGUGAGAACAUGAAAACCUGGCAGCGGAUGUUUGAUCAGAAGAUGGAAUGGGAGAAGCCAAAUGACACCUGGUCUCUCACCGUGGAGGAUAACCUCAGUCCUCAAAACCCAGAACGCCGAUGGCACCUAUACCAGCAGAGAAAAGCAUUUGCCAGGUUUCAGUGCUCAUGUUGCACCCGUCACUGGCCAUCGGCUCAAGUGUUCAUUCUCUUCCACAUGCACCUGGACCGGAGCCAGCGCCAGGGGCAGGUAAAGAUGAGGGUCUGUGGGCAGAAGUGUAAGAAGUGUCAUGGAGCGAAGUUUGAGACGCCCACGUUCAGCCAGGAGAACAUCGAGAGGAUCCUGGACAAGUUGGUGCUCAAGGUCCGUGAGAAAUGCUACCGAGAAUCCAUCGCAAAUCGUGAUUUAGCAGACCCCGUAGUCGAAGAAGUUGUGGAAGGGCCACAUGACACGACCCGUUGUGAGGCGUGUGCUCUGGGGAUCUGUUAUCUGAAGAUCCAGCCCUACUCAUCUAGCUAUGGAUUCGUUAGCCCCACUUCUCCGGCUGCAGCUUCUCAGCCUGGCCAGCAGGCUUGGCGGGGAGCAGACGCAGACAGCGACUGGAAGCUCUUGUGUUUUGUGGUGGUUUUGCUCAUCUUUGCUGUGCUUUUUAGUGGGAAGUAGGCAAUUCAGCGCUCAGAAUGGUUCCCUAAUAUUAUCCACACGGGUUGUUAAUGCACCUUCCCUUUUUCAUGGAGAAAAAAAAUAUCUGGCCUGCGCCGUUUGCCUGGGAAAUCACCAUAUGCUUAAUAUUACCAUGAAAUGGUUUAGAGAGACUGAUCAUGCCCAUGCGUCAUGCACCAGGGUAAUAAACAGAGGCUGUAAAAAACAGGCCUCCUCAAAAGCAAGAGGGCACAUUAUGCCCCUUCUUGUUGGCACCUGUGCCCCCCUCUGGAGGUCUGAUCCAGUGCCCAGUGGAAUGAAUGGAAAGACUCCCACUGACUCCAGUGGGCAUUAGAUUGGGCCCUCUGCCCCAUCAAAUCCUCAUGCUCCAUCUCUAUGCCUUGUACCCCCCUGAGAGGGGAAGGGUAGGAUCCCAGAGGGGGCUUUGCUGCCCGAGGAGAGGCUGGACUUGAGAGUAACUGCUCUUGUGUGCAAGAUGCAUCCUGGAUCGUCUGCCCAACUGGAGGGCCAUUUCCCCGUCCCUUCUGGGGUGGCGGGAGGGGUAAACGCCAGGAGUCAGAGCCACGUAGCUCCAUUGCUGAUUUCACCAGUUGAGGAGUGAAUCGAUCCCUGGAUAACUUGUCCCCUUCCAUGGGAGUGGGUCUGAUGUAUGCCUAGAUUUGAGUAGAGUCCCCAGUGGAGGAGAUUGGCACUGGGGCAGGCCAGAAGCAGGGACCAUGUUCACAGGACAACGAGUUCAGAUCCUUAAUGACAGCCUUCUUGGGCAUUGUAUACCUGGGUGUUUGCAUGGCAGGAAACAAGGGGCUGCUCGUCAAUCCCUGGUCACAUCCCGCUUUGCAGUGUGCUUUUCUGUCUCACAGACAGAAUCCUGGGCAGAGCAGUGGUCUGAAGAUGAAGGAGUUUCUUGGCUUGGUUUACAUGUAACAAGGAAAAGGCAACUCCGUCCGUGUCCCUGUUGAAAAACGGCCCCUGCUGAGUUUUAGUGCCUCUGCAAUACUAUAUAAGGACCUGUUCUGGAUAGAGCAGUUCCUUUUCCUGCUUCCUGUAUUUUCCAUGUUAAUAGACCAAUACUUGGCUUUGGUAUUUUCUCCUUAUUGUAUCAGUUCAAUAAAGCAUCACAUUUAAAUUGAAAUAUCAGAGGACGCAGGGGAGCUUCCCUCUCUGCUGGGGUGUUGUGUGAACCCUACACCCUUUGGGGAGGCAGGAGUUCACCCAGCAAUUGCCCUGGUGCACAGAUCUAUCCUGGUCCCUUUAUUAGCAGGGGCAGCACCCCAGGGUGAUUGCCAACAGUAGCCACUCAGUGGGAGUGUAACAGAAAUCCCAGAUGCCUGAGAGGAAGCUCUGCGUCCAUCCAACACUCAAAGCCUCCACGAUCCCUCCAGCCUUAGCGUCUCACGGACUAGGGCACAUUCUGAGGUGCAGUGCAGGGUGACGGGGCGACAUGCUCAGGGUGUGCUCUGGCCUUGCCCCGCCGUCCCUCCCAGCUCAGGCUCUGGUUGGGCGGGCUUUAUCCAGCCAGCACACGCCCUCUCCGUGGGGGUGUGGGGAGAUGCUUCUCCUGCUUGCCCAUCCUUUAGCCAAUCACGGCUCUGGUGGCAGGGCUGGCCGUCACAGCACUGCUGCUGAUCUGGGGUGUGGGGACUCCACAGAUCCGUGGCACAUCUACACCGUAAUGGCUAAAGUCUGGAACUAAAACUAUUGGCCUAGCAGCACGCUGAGGUCUAUUAACCUCUAAGCUACCCGCUGGAGAACAAGUGAAGGAUCCCCACUGUACAGCAUGUAUCUGUCCCAUCACGUCCUGCCAGCACAUGAAAACGUCAUUCCCAAUAUCUGCCCAUAGGGCUGUAUUCUUAAUGCGUUAACUGCCUGAUUACAUCUGACCAGGAGAAAGUUCUUGAAAUAGUUACCGCGAUGGCUGUUGGUGGGAUCACGAUGCUUUCCAAUUUUAGCUAGGAGUGUCUUGGUUUGAUGGAGUAAGAGAUACCAGCUCAGUUAGUGUUCUGGGGUCUACACAACACGUGGUGUUCAGAUGCAGAGCUGAUGUAAGUGGAGGUAAUCCCACUGAGAGAGAAGGAGGAGGAAUCGCCAAAGGAGAUGCUGAAGAACAACCACAGAACAAAGUAGUAGCCGCAGUUCAGAACUGGAGGACUAAG